GCAAUGGAUAACUAGUAUGAAAAAAACUUGGAAACAAAAAGGGGGCAACAAUAAUGUGUGAUGGUUGGACAGACGGUGUCAACAAUUCUCAUAUUAUGAAUUUUUUAGUGUAUUGUGAAAAAGGAACAGUGUUUUGGAAAUCAGUUGAUGCUUCCGAUGUUGAUAGUAGAAACACAGAGUACUACUUUCAAUUAUUGGAUAAAGUUGUGGAUGAAAUUGGCGAAGAAUGUGUUGUUCAGGUGGUUACAGACAAUGAAGCUGCACUAAAAGCAGCCGGUCACAAACUAAUGGAAAAGAGGCCACAUUUGUAUUGGUCUUCUUGUGCGGCUCAUUGUUUAGAUCUUUGCUUAGAGGAUAUAGGGAAGAAAAAAAAUAUACAAAAGUUAUUAAAUGAAGCAAAGUUGGUGACAACAUUCAUCUACAACCAUACAUAUAUUGUGAGUCUCAUGAAAAAAUAUACUGGAGGUAGAGAGAUUGUUCGUCCUGGUGUAACCCGAUUUGCAACACAAUUUCCACAACUUCAAUCAAUUGUGAAUCAGAAGGAAGGUCUGGAAAACAUGUUUCAUUCGGAAGAGUUUAGAAAAACAAAAUAUGGCAAAGAGAAGAAUGGGCCAGGAUAUGAAGUAAGGAAAAUUGUUUUGAGCAAGGAGUUUUGGAGUAAAGCCAAAGAUAUAUUGAAGGUGUACGAGCCUAUUGUUCAAGUUUUAAGACUAGUUGAUGGUGACGAGAAACCAACAAUGGGUUUCCUAUAUGAAGCCAUUGAUCGAGCAAAACAGACAAUUCAACAAAAUUCUCGUUAUCAUUCCACCUAUAAUGAUAUAAUUGACAAGCGUUGGAAAUUCAUGCAUUCUGAUCUUCAUUCUGCUGGUUAUUUUCUUAAUCCACAAUUUCAAUAUGGAGUUGAACAUGGAGAUGAUGUCUAUAAGGAAACAUUUGAAGGGACGGCUAGAGUGAUAACGAAAUUAGUAAGAAGUAUAGAUGAUCAAAUCAAAGCUCUGAAUCAGUUGACUCUUUACAAAGAAAAGAGUGAUUCAUUUGGUACACGUCUGGCUCAAGAUUCUUGGUCAAAGAUGAGGGCAGAUUCUUGGUGGGGGUAUUACGGUACAUGUGCUCCUGAACUUCAACUUGUAGCUAUAAAAGUUGUUAGUCAAACAACUUCUGCUACAAAUUGCGAGAGAAAUUGGAGUACAUUUAGUUAUAUUCACACAAAGACGAGGAAUAGAUUGAAGUAUAGAAAGUUACAUAAACUUGUCUUCACACAUUACAACAUGAAGCUGAAAAUGAGACAAGAAAUGAGGAGAAGUAAAGAAGAAAUAGAAACAUGUUUUGAUCCUAUAAAUCUUAACUAUAUAAUUCAAGAAGAUCAUUUAUCUGAAUGGAUAGAAGAGAGAGAAAAUCCAUUAUUGGAUGGAGUUCAAAAUGCAGAAUGGUUGCAUAUAGAAGAUACAGAUGAUGAGAUUGUGGAAGUUGAUGAUGAUAACAAUGGAUCAAAUGAUGGUGAUGAUGGUGGUUUAAGUCCACCAAGCGGUAACAGUGGUAAUGGGGGUGGUAAUGAAGAAGUUGGCGAAGGUGGUGGUGGUGGUGGUGGUGAUGAUGAAGAAGAUGCACUAGUAGACCAUGAUCCAUACGGUGAAACACCACCUAUUUAUAGGCGUUAUAGAAAUUUGACUGAUAUGGAUCGUUCUGAUGGUUCACUACUUAACAGUGGAGGAGAUGUGUCACAUUCUAGAUCAAGAAGAGGUAAAAGGAAACAAAAUGUUCCACUUGAAGAUUCUUCUUCUUCUAGUAUUGCUCAAAGUUUUAGUGACUUUGGGAUUGGUGAUUCUUCUCAAAAUAGUCAACAAUCUUAUCCGCCUAUUUAUCAAUAUCCUUAUUUCAACUCAUAUAACCAAUAUACAAGUGAUCAAGCUCCUUCCAACUACCAACAAGCAAUGAAUUACCAAGAUCCUUAUUAUGAACAAUCAAGUGGUGGAUUUUUUGGUUAUGUCUUUGGGCAAGGAACUACACAAGAUGAUAGCCAGAGUGAAAGUACAAGUAAUGCUCCUCCACGUCAUUCCACCAUGUGGUAAAAAGUAUCAUCGAAGACCAUAUAUUUAUAUGGAGACAAAUAUGAUGUUGCUUUUCAAAGUCAAAAUUGCAACUUAAUGCAUUUAUCUAUUUGUGAUGUAUUAAUUGUAGUAGUAUUUGCAUAAACAAUUAUGAAUGUUAUUUAUGUUAAUGUUUCUUCCAUUCGAGUCAAGGUUAUAUUAUUCAUAAAUAAGACACAAUGUCUUAAAAAUAAAUUAAAAUUGAUAUAGAAUUAUAAGUAAAAGAUAUAUAAGGAA
This is a messenger RNA of Trifolium pratense (red clover), 2324 nucleotides long. RefSeq lists its product as uncharacterized. Gene Ontology annotation, molecular function: protein dimerization activity. The coding region runs from base 54 to 2069 and encodes 671 amino acids. The transcript has 5 exons. Lineage: Eukaryota; Viridiplantae; Streptophyta; Magnoliopsida; Fabales; Fabaceae. The record is from RefSeq and is a predicted model, not a curated record.